GAAGGCGAAAGUGCUGACGACAUAGCGCGAAAUUAAACAGCAGCCCUUUUGAUGUAGUUUGGAAUAUUUUCCAAUAAAAAAAAGAGGGCCAAGUUACGUAAAAUGUGACGGCUGAGUAAAAAAAAAAUUAUAAUAAAAUAAAAUAUCGAUGUGAAAACGGGAGGGACGACGGCAGCUCGUUUGAAUGAAAAUCGUCCCUCCCUCUUUUUCUCUCCUCCUCCGCUCCCUCUCUCAUGUGAACCGGCAAAACACACACACACUUUCUGUCCUACCCGGGGAAUAAAGGCGGAGGAUUGACUCAAACACCGACGCUGCCCUCCUGGAUGUCUCAUCUAACACGGUUGCUCAAGUGACAGAGGAGUGUGCCCAGUGAGUGUCUCACCGAAAGGCCAGGAGUCCUCCCGGACAACAGGGGCCAGUGGCAGACAUGCAGGGGUCGGCCUUGGAUGGCAAAAUGGCCAAACAGGAGCAGCAUUCCAAGCUUCCGGAUGAACUCAAAGAAAGCGAUGACACAUCAGAGAAGACGUCCCCAAACAAGAACCUCAAAUCACCACAGAAAAGCUCCAAGCGGCUUAAAACAACACCAUUUAAAAUAGCACUGCUGGAUUCGACAGAUUUCGACGGAGAAAUGGAAAAACACUCGAAAGGACAAACGCUGAUGGACAUGGUGUGUGAGCACCUCAACCUGCUGGAGAAGGACUACUUUGGCCUCACCUUCGCGGACACAGACACCCAAAAGAACUGGUUGGACCCCUCCAAGGAAAUCAAGAAACAGAUGCGCAACUGUCCGUGGCACUUUGCCUUUGCUGUCAAGUUCUACCCUCCGGACCCCUCUCAACUCACCGAGGAUAUCACCAGAUACUACCUAUGUCUGCAGCUGAGGGAGGACAUGCUGUCAGGUCGACUGCCGUGCUCGUUCGUCACCCACGCCCUACUGGGUUCCUAUACCGUUCAGGCUGAGCUCGGCGACCACGAUCAGGACGAGCACGGCUCGGACUACGUCAGCGAUUUACGUUUUGCACCCAAUCAGACUCGCGAGCUGGAGGAGAGAGUGAUGGAGCUCCAUCGAAACUACAAGGGUAUGACUCCAGCAGAGGCUGAAAUUAACUUCUUGGAGAAUGCAAAGAAACUGUCCAUGUAUGGGGUGGACCUGCACCACGCUAAGGAUUCGGAAGGGAUCGACAUAAUGUUGGGCGUCUGUGCCAACGGCCUGCUCGUGUACCGUGAUAGGCUGAGGAUCAACCGCUUUGCUUGGCCCAAAAUCCUUAAGAUCUCCUAUAAGAGGAGCAACUUUUACAUCAAGAUACGGCCUGGCGAGUAUGAGCAGUUUGAGAGCACUAUUGGUUUUAAGCUUCCCCACCACAGAGCUGCCAAAAGGCUGUGGAAAGUCUGCAUUGAGCAUCACACCUUCUUCCGGUUGGUUUCUCCAGAGCCGCCUCCUAAGGGCUUCUUGGUGAUGGGCUCAAAGUUCCGAUACAGUGGACGAACACAGGCUCAAACCAGACAAGCCAGCGCUCUUAUAGACAGGCCUGCUCCGCACUUUGAACGAUCCACCAGCAAAAGAUACCUGCUCUCCAGGAGUUUGGAUGGAGCUGAGUUCUCCCGGCCGGUGUCAGCCAUGUGCGGGAAUCACGACGGCGUCUUCCAUCACAGCAUGAGUGAACGGCCUCAUCUCCGCAGCCCAUCUGUGGAUGAGCAGGAGACUGAGCUGGAGCCCAGUUUGGAACAAGACGAGGAGGAUUUGGACCAAGAGCUGAGUCAGGACACGGAAAGAGACGAAAACCAGGAUGGAGAUGUCACUCCAAGCAAGAAGAAGGAAAUUAUGGACGAGGCUGGAUCACCAGUUGACAGUAAACAGGAGCUGUGUCAGUUGGAGGAGGACACCACUUCCCAGCAAAAACAGGAGUUUCUGGAUAAGUCAAAGGAUGUCUUACUAAAGCACCAGGCCAGUAUCAAUGAGCUGAAGCGAGCCCUGAGGGAGCCCAACAGCAAGCUGAUGAGCCGUGAGAAGCGUCUGUCAGCAAGCUCGCCACCCGGCACGCCGGAUAAAAAAGCUUUGGGGGGCCGAGCGGUGGCAACAGACUCCAUUAACAGCCUGUCUGUAGAGGGGUUCAUCCAGAAGAAUCUGGCGACUUCACCUGAGGGUUCUGAGGAGUGGGUAUUGAUUGAAAAACAAGACAGUUGUCAUCAAGAACAUGACUGGAAAGUGAAAGAAAAUAACUCUCCUCCAUCUGAUUCCUCCUGGGAGAAUAAACAACAGGAAAAAGUGAUACACAAUGCCAAAAUGAUGCAUAUUGAGGUGACAGGGUCUGACAGAAAAGAAAUGAAAAGCUACAUUGAUGAAUGUCCAUCAACAAAAUCUGCCAAAGAGGUAGCUUUGCACUCUGAGCAGCGGCCCACUAACAGAGGUCGUUUUGAGAUUCAAUUAUUGGCAAAUGCAGUGUUGUCUGAAGACAAAUCUCCAAGCAAACCAUCUGAAGCCUUAAGCGCUGCACCGGGCUCACAUCAGAUGAAGGAAUACAUGGCUUCAAGACCGAGAAAAAAGAGGAGACCACAGAGUUUAAACCUGGGAAUGCCUCCAGAGCUUGCCUCCGGGAAAGGAGGAAGCGAUUCUUCUGCAGACGAAGACGAGGAGUCAGACAGUAAAUCUGAAGCAGGAUAUUAUUGUCAACCAGCAGCGGAAGAGUUGAUGAGACUUGAUCGAGAACCAGAAAAGAGUGAGGCUUUCAGUGCCUAUGAAGACAUCACAGAGAACAUAGAGGAAGUAGAAAGUCAGGAUAAUUGCAAUCAAGAUGCAGAACAAAGUAAGGUAAGGCUAGCAGAAAUAAACGGACCUGGAAAAGUAGAACAUGGUAGCUCAUUUUCAGGUACUAAAAGCGAGGGUGUAAUUAAGAUAAGGGGAAAGGGCUUCAUUGACAAUAAAGAGCUAGCAGAGGUCAAAUUACGACAGGUCAAAACUCACGAGAGAAAGAUAAGUAACUCUGGAGCAGAGGAUAUUGAAGGUUUUCUGGGAGACAGACGUCAAAGGACGUCUCUCCACCGGUUGUCAGGCAGCCAUCAGUCAGAAAUCACCAGGAUUGUUCCUCUCAAGCCAGAGCGGUCAAAGAGCAUCGCGUGUAAGGAUGACCAAGACAAGACCGGACAGGCUGAGCAAGCAAGGACUACAAGAAGAGAAUACCGCUGGUCGGUUGGCUCUCCAGAGGGCUCCUCAGACCUCAACUGGACUGACGUCUCUACCCUCCAUUCAGCAUUUGAAGUCGAUAUGGAGAGUAUCACUAAACAAGAGCAUUCUGAUGAUAGCUAUCAGUCCUGGAAAGAGUCCUCAGAAAGUCAGAUGUUUGCCUCAAAAAACUCAUCGCUUUCCAAAACGAUGCCUCCAGCACCACCAGUGAAAACCCAAAAGGCUCGAGAAUCAGGGCUGAUCCUACGAAACAGCCGAAAUCCAGUCAGAGAGCCGAGCCUGGAUUCAGCCAAGAAGAGACAUUCGGAGCCCGUCCCUGCUCCCUUUGUUUAUGAUGAGCCGUUCGCUAAUUUCAAGAAGGAGUUGAGUGACAGCAGGCUGCAGGCAGCUGUAGCCAGUGAAGAGGAACAGCAGCAAGACACCAUGGGCUGCAUAAGGCAACCUCAUUUGGGAAUUGAACGCAAGUGCUCCAGCAUGACAGUCAGCUCCACGUCGAGCCUAGAGGCCGAGGUCGACUUCACCGUCAUCACGGAUCUCCACCCCUGCAUUGAGGACACGGCGAAAGGCGUGUCCGAUUCAGGAGAGGAGCGGCAGCCCGAAGUCGGACGGGAGGACUUUGAGGAAACGUCCCAGUUCUAUUCAGCACAUCUCAUGGGUUCAAGGGACAAAUCUCCCUUAGAGGAUAAACUUCCUGAAGAGGGACUUUAUCAUGAGCCACCCGUCGCAAAGAGAGACGCCGGUGCUGCGAGUAUGGCCCAGAUGCUGAAAAGGGCCGACUCCAAGACAGAGUCCCAUACUAAUGGAUCAGAGGCUCAGAUGAGCGUCUCACCACAGAGGCUCUCCUUCACACAAGAGGCUCCAGUCAUCCUUAAAGAAAAUGGAUCGCCUGUAAAAGGGAGCGUUCUAGGUAAAGAGCCUAUAGUGUCCCCACUGACUAUCACUGGAGAAAGUGUCACCACUGCAACCACAACUCAAGUUACCAAGACGGUCAAAGGAGGAUACUCAGAGACCAGAAUUGAGAAAAGGAUCAUCAUCACAGGAGAUGAUGAUGUAGAUCAACACCAGGCCCUUGCUAUGGCGAUCCAAGAGGCCAAGCAGCAGCAUCCUGACAUGCUGGUGACAAAAGCAGUUGUAAUUAGAGAGACUGAGUCUCCCACUGAGGAGCUAAAACAGAAGUCCUGAUUGACUGUGGUGGCUCCUGAAGCGGAGGACAUGAGAGGAUCUUCUCCCUGUGCAGCAUGCCACCAAUUUGCUAAGAGGACUAUCCACUCCUCUUGAGUACACACUGACAGAACAGACUGUGAUCCACCCUGCAGUAGAUUGCUUCCUCUGUCCUCUGAGACAAACCGACUGUGACUCUGCUCUGACUCUGACGCUGAUCCGGACUCCCGUUCCUGUCAUAUUAACCUGGAUUGGUCAGGAUGGAUCGCCUAAUGGAGCACUAUUUGGCAACACUUUCUUGGGUUAGAUGUUUUACUGCACAUCCCUCCUUGCCUCAUUCACAUUCGUUUACCAAUGACUUCCUUAUAUAUUACAAAACUGCAUCAUUCUCAUGGAGUACGUGAAAUAAAUAAAUAUAUAUGUUAAGUAAAAAAGCUUGGGGGUGCAACGCUGGUGAUCCACCUUUCGGUCAUGAAUAACUUUUUACAUUUGUAUGUAAGGAACAUUCAACUUCUCUCCAGUAUUUGCUUGAUACAUAAAUCAGUAUACUAUCAGAUUAAUAUAAUCUGCAUGAUUCAAAUAAAAGCAUCAGAGGGAAUUAUUGAAAAAAAACAACACACAGAGGGUCUCAUGUGAAAAAGACAUUUUUGUUGGGAAAUGAAUUAGCCCUUUAUGCAGGACUGACAAGCAACUUCCAAAAAAAAACCAUCGGACCAGCGGGUGGUGGACUUUUUCAGAAUUUCAUGGACUCUGCUAUCAAACUGAGACAUUCUGCUUUCUUCAAGCGAUGGAGACCAUUAGUCGUACUCAAUUUUUGUCAUCGAUUUUUUUUUUAAUGCUCUGUUUCUGGGGCCGGGGCCAAUUUAAUUAUUAAUGUUGAAUAUGUUUUUGAAAUGUUUAUGCGUGAGGGUUUUUUUUUUUAUUCUCCUUGCCUAAAUGCCUAAUUAUACUUUUAUUUGGCUGACAUGAUCCAAUAAUGUAUACAUGUUAUACUUGUGAUCUUUCAUUCUUUGGGUGUGAACAUGCUUAUAUGCCACUCUUGUGUAUCCUGUUACUUUGCUAUAGGUGCUGUGUGUGGUGGCGAAAUAUACAUUUUUGUUUUGCAAUUAACUGAAUCCAAUUGCAGCAAAGAAAAAAGCUGUCCUGCUCAUUUUUGUUCCAUCAAAUGUGUCAAUAAUACAUUCUGGCAUCAAUUCUGCAUUUAUAUAACAAAACACUGCUGUUAUAUUCUAAAAAAAAAAAGUAUUGUGACAUUUUGGAGCCGCUGUUAUUGUUACAUCAAUAGGAGUAGCACCUUAUUGCUUUUGUAACCUUGACACGCUUGCUGCACAAAAGUCAGCUAUGUGAACCACUACACUACCAACGACCAAAGCUAAACUCAUUUAUCACUUGGGAUGGGCGAUAUGACCUAAAAUCUAUACCGCAAUAUACAAACCCCGUUUCCAUAUGAGUUGGGAAAUUGUGUUAGAUGUAAAUAUAAA
Nerophis lumbriciformis (worm pipefish) is the source of this 5823-nucleotide messenger RNA. RefSeq names its product band 4.1-like protein 1. The record is from RefSeq and is a predicted model, not a curated record. Gene Ontology annotation, biological process: actomyosin structure organization; cortical actin cytoskeleton organization. NCBI's taxonomy places the organism in Eukaryota, Metazoa, Chordata, Actinopteri, Syngnathiformes, Syngnathidae. Gene Ontology annotation, molecular function: actin binding; structural molecule activity. Gene Ontology annotation, cellular component: cytoskeleton; plasma membrane.